Messenger RNA from Botrytis sinoallii, 2628 nucleotides. RefSeq lists its product as uncharacterized. The record is from RefSeq and is a predicted model, not a curated record. The transcript is spliced from 5 exons. NCBI's taxonomy places the organism in Eukaryota, Fungi, Ascomycota, Leotiomycetes, Helotiales, Sclerotiniaceae. The coding region runs from base 1455 to 2600 and encodes 381 amino acids.
CUUUAUGGAUACUGAAAUUUCAAUUCUUUCUAUGUUCUCCUUGGACCACAAGAGCAUUCCAGAGAGCUCCAGAAACGCUGGGGAUAUUGGAAUAUUCUAACUUGAGAAAGAGUUUUCCGCCAAAACGGUUGUUGGAGAUGUACCAAAGAAAGAUAAUUAUUAAUGCAAUGUGUCUUUUUACGUCUCUCGAGCUUAAGCUCUCCGAAUGUGAUUUUUGAACCUCAACUCUACCCGAUGGAUACCGAGUUCUUGUGCUCUGCCGGGAGUAUCAAUCCUGCAAGGACGACACGUUGACAGUCCUAGGCCAGUGCACCUCGAUGUCGGUAGUCAAAAUAGUAUUGCCCUCUCUGGCCAGUGUGUUAACCGCGUGUGCAUGUCUAAGGCUGACGCAGUCAUGAGUUCCUAGAAUUAGUUGCCACAAACUUAACACUUUAAAGGUUUAAGUUCGAAGUAUAUUGUUAAUCUUCCGUACGUUUAGAUUUGAACUCUAUUGUAAAUAUUCCGAGUUCUCGACUUUAAUCAGGGCUUAUGUUGAUUCGUUCAAAUCUUGUUGCUUCCCCCACGUACAAAACAGUGCUCUACGUACCAAUAGACACUUGCUUCAUAUCUCGACUAUUUUUCACGUCUUUUCUUUCACAAGCCAUUUAAAAUUUGGAUAGGCGCCGAAAUCGCUUCUGCCCCUUUAGCCAAGCCGCGUCGAAAAUCACUGGCUUUUUCAUAUUAUUUCUCUUGAGGUUUCGCUCUCAAACACUCGAGUCAUGGUAUGAAAAAUACAACAUCGCGGUAUUGAACAAGUUACAACAGCAUCGGGUCGGGUCGCACUGAUUGGAAUUCUGAAAUCACUUAAUAGCACCAGCUCAGAGAUUAGGACAGUAGUCUUUAUAGUCUCGGCCACCAUUACAGAAAAAAUCACAAUGGAGAAAAUGGCCGUGCCUGGUUUUCUGAAGCUCCGGCGGACAUCCAGAAAUGCACUGCGCAUUGGGCGCCUUCCUCUGUGGCUUGAUCUAAUUUGCGGACGAUCAACAACUAGCAAGUGGGGUGUUGACGCACGUCUUCUUCUGCAUGUCAGGGGUUCAUAAUUUGAAGGCCUGAGUUUGACGGGUCGCCUGCUUGUAUGGAGAAUACCACCUACCAGCUCGGUGGAAUUUCCAUGACUGGCCCUACGACCGCGACGUGGAAGUCAAAGGCCAAUCCUGAUAUCUAUUCAUCUAUUGAUAAAUGUCAUUGAUGUUCUAUCCACAAUGCUUAUGUCCGAAAAUCCCCAUUCAAAACUCUCAACAAAGGAGGGAUGUAUGUGAUAGAUUUUGGACCCCAUCCAGCCGCCUCAUUGACUCGCGGGCAAGUAAGUCGCAUCAUGUCUUUUCAUAUAACAGGACUCAAGUCCUCAAGACCUGUUGUGAUGCUGCCUUUCUCUUUUUCGCGGUUCCGUUAUACCAGUGUAACUUUCUUUCAUCAUGUAUAUCGACAUCACAGCCACAUUGGACUGGACCGUUCCUAAUUACGUUAACCCUGAAAGAUAUGGACCCUCCAUAUUCAUUGUUCAUGGAGUACUUUACCCGAUUGUUUUGACGAUGCUGGCAAUUCGCAUUUAUACUCGCAUGUACAUAUCAAAGUGUUUCGGUUUGGAUGAUUGUUUGGCUCUCUUUAGCAUGAUACCCAUCACUGGUUUUGCUGUCAUGAGCAUUUUUGUUGAAACAUAUGUUGGAUGGGAUGUCCACGCUUGGGAUGUUCCCUACGAUUUGCUUGCCCUUGGUCUCAAAUGCAUCUAUACAACGCAAAUUCUGUUUACACUGGCGCUCACUCCUAUAAGAAUUUCUAUGCUGUGGCUUAUUGCUCGGUUAUUCGAAAAUGGGGCUCCUAAACUCCGACGCGUUGCACAAGGGGUUAUGAUAUAUAUUCUCUUGCACGGCUCGAUCUUCGCUAUUACUUUGACAUUCCAGUGCAGGCCAGUCUCUGAUUACUGGGCAGUUUCCUUCAAACCCCAGCCAAAUUGUAUCAACCAAGAAGUCCAUCUCCUCUUCACGGCCAUCUGUAAUGGAAUUAGCGAUUAUGUAGUUGUGAUUUUACCAAUGCAUACAGUAUGGAAAUUGCAACUGCCCUUCAAGCAAAGAAUAUCUCUCUGCAUGCUUUUCGCAAUUGGAUUUAUCGCCUCUACCGCGAGCAUCAUUCGAACGGUUUACGUGUGGUACGCUACAUCGAACUAUGAUAAAACCUGGACCACAUAUCCCGUAUUCAUAUGGAGUUCAGUCGAACUUUAUCUCGGCCUCUUUUGCGCGUGCAUGCCACCAAGUGUAGGUUUCUGGAAACUCUACUACCCCAAGCUCGUCGGUACUUUCAACCGAUCCGAACAAAACACAUCCAAAUCGAGUAAAUUCUGGAGCUCAAAAUCCGGAUCCAAACAAGAUCGAAACAAUUCUCACGAACUCGCCGAUACGGACGAUGAGGAACGAGGUAUCAUUGUUGAGCAGGGCGUCACAAUCGAGACUUACAAUCACACGAAGGACGAAUCUAUGGGAAUCCAAGGAUCGUGUACGGUGAUAGAUCAAUCGCCUCAGUUGCCCAAUUUCUCUUUCAAUAAUAAUCAUCAACGAUAUCUAUAGUUAUAUUAAUGUAAUAUCAAAGUCAUAU